AGCGGCGACUCGAACGGUGGGAGGAGGUGACGUGACCCCGCUGCAGGAGUCUGGUGCGGCGGCGGUGAACUUCGUCUGCACUGCGGGAAUGUUGUGAACCGGCGUCAAGGAGAAAAAAAAACAACUCUGUGGAGAACCCCCUCCACCCCGUCACCAUGUGGAAGGCCACCGCGGGACCGAGGAGCAGCGUCUCCACCCCGGCGGGGUCGGGACCCCGCGCCGCCGCCGCCGUCACCGCGGUCACCUGCCUGCUGGUGACCGGGCUGCUGGUGGUCGCCGUCGGACACCCGAGCGGCGCACGCCGGGAGGAGCCGGCGGCGAGCGGGAAGGUCUUCUCGGCGUAUUUCAGGAAACUGACCCGCGAGCGCCGGGCGAUGAGCGGCCCCCCGCGGGGCAGCGCCGCCCGCGGGCCGGUGGAGCGUCUGACCCCCGCGGACCUCUUCAUCGCGGUGACGACGACCGGAAGGUAUCACCGGCCGCGGCUGCAGCUGCUGCUGGACACCUGGAUCUCCAGGAGCGCGCAACAGACGUACGUGUUCACUGAUGGAGAGGACAAAGAGCUGAGGAAGAGAAUGGGGGCUCACCUGAUCAACACCAACUGUUCGGCGGCCCACAGUCGCCAGGCCCUCUCCUGUAAAAUGGCUCUGGAGUACGACGUCUUCAUCGACUCCGGCAAGAAGUGGUUCUGUCACGUCGACGACGACAACUACGUCAGCGCCGGCCCCCUCCUGAAACUCCUGUCGCAGUACGGCCACGCGGAGGACGUGUACAUCGGCCGGCCGAGCCUGGAGCGACCCAUCGAGGCCACGGAGAGACUCGGCACCGCCCAAAUGAAGCAGGUGCGUUUCUGGUUCGCCACAGGAGGAGCGGGGUUCUGCCUGAGCCGCGGCCUCGCUCUCAAGAUGAAACCCUGGUCGAGCGGCGGCACUUUCAUGGCGACGGCCGAGCACAUCCGCCUGCCCGACGACUGCACCGUUGGCUACAUCGUGGAGGCGCUGCUCGGCGUGAGCCUCGUCCGCUCGGCUCUGUUCCACUCCCACCUGGAGAACCUGGGGCUGGUGUCGGACAUACACAACCAGGUUACUCUCAGCUACGGCACAGUGGAGAACAACAGGAACACCGUCAAUGUGAAAGGCCCGUUUUCAGUUAAUGAAGACCCUACAAGGUUCAGGUCUGUCCAUUGUCUGUUGUACCCAGACACUCCUUGGUGCCCCGGCCCCUGGCGACUGCCGCAGCCGUCCAGAGACGGGGAGGGAGGGCGGGACGCGCCGACGGGAGAGAAAAAGUAAAGGUCUUGGGGAGGAAAAAAAGGGAAAGGUAGAGAGACGACAAUCCGUCCGUCGCCCUCGUCUGUCUCCUGAAGACUCUCUGAAACCACAGGGACGUAAAGUGUCCUCGUGUCCGGCAGCGGUGCGGAGCCGCGGGCACGCGCUGUUUGAAAGAGUUUGACACCUGAACUCUGACCCUGGGAUCCGCGGCCGAGCUCCGGAGAAUGUCCGGAUAAUUGGGUCCGGACGUUGAGCAGAGUUUAACCGUUCACAUGAGAGAAGAGCAGCAGCGGGCGAUUGUCCAGGUCAGACGAGGUCACGACGACAUCUAGUCCAUCCAGCAGUCGCCGGGAUGUGUGAUUCAGGCCGAGGCCGGACAUCGUCCUCCCCGGAGUCCGGAGGAUUUUUGGCAAAUUCUCCUGGCUUCUCUUUUGUUUUCCCCCCUGGAUCCUCUCAAAGCCACGUUUGGCCUCGCAUCCACGAACAUGUCCAGUACAAAUCAUUUGUCCUUUUUUUUUUUUUGAGGGGAACAAAUCAUUUGAUAUGAUUUUAAAGGACCCAGACUCCGUAUCUGAAGUUUGAUCUCAUCAGUGUUCAGUAUUAUCCUCUCUCUCUCUCUCUCUCUCUCUCUCUCUCUGUCGAGAGCAUGUCACCGUGACAGUGUGACGGAGCACUUUGCUUGGUUUAUUAUCUGCCGCUUGCAAAUUCAUUCAUUCAUCAUUUGAUAAAUAGAGGAACAGUUUGACAUUUUGGGGACAUUGUGCUUAUUCGCAUUUUCUGCAGAGUAACGACUGUUUUAUAAAGAUGGACGACGUGCCUCCAUUUCGUCCUUUUCGUACACGGAUGAAGGUUUCACCCCGUUGUGAAAUAACUAAUUAAAACCAAACUUCUGGGGAAAAUGAACCCUUGAACAUACAUCAGUGUUAUAAGCGACCUGAUGUAACCUGAAGUGACAGAAACCAUGUUCGAUUGGUCCACGUCCCGUCUGCUAACGCGGAGGGGGCGGGGUUUCUGACGACCCAUGCCGCAACCAGCCACCAGGGGGCGAUCAAGAUGUCUGUCGUGUCGUCCAUUUUUGUAGCAGAGAGUUGGAGAAAAGGUCGACACCUCUCACGCUUUGUGUGCUAUGAACACGAAGCUCGCUGGUUCUGUCCAAACCAAUGUCCUGUAAAACUACAAACCGACGCUUUCACAUGUUUAUUUUGUAUCAAGUAAACAAACGAAGAUAUGAUGUGUUAAUUAGUUUGACGUCAGAGACGGGGGUUUGUUCUCCUAUGGACAGAGCCAACAGAUAAGUGGAUUAUGGAUUAUGAUUGUUAAAUGAAGUUAAGACCGCUCUUAGAGAAAGAUAUUCUCCUCUUUGAGGUUCUUUUGAGAAAUGACUCAUGUUGGGUCGUCCUCUAUAUUUCUGUGCAUCGAAGGCAGUUGUUGUUAAAUUCUGUCCCUUUGUUAAAUGAAUGUAUGCGAUGAACUGUUGCUUCUUCUCCAGUAUCUGGACUGUCUGUAGACAUCGUGGCUGAAGUUAAAUAAAAAUAACAAAAACCAA
Scophthalmus maximus (turbot) is the source of this 2814-nucleotide messenger RNA. RefSeq names its product beta-1,3-N-acetylglucosaminyltransferase lunatic fringe-like. Bases 156 to 1289 code for a protein of 377 amino acids. Lineage: Eukaryota; Metazoa; Chordata; Actinopteri; Pleuronectiformes; Scophthalmidae. The record is from RefSeq and is a predicted model, not a curated record. The transcript has 8 exons. Gene Ontology annotation, molecular function: O-fucosylpeptide 3-beta-N-acetylglucosaminyltransferase activity. Gene Ontology annotation, biological process: regulation of Notch signaling pathway; pattern specification process. Gene Ontology annotation, cellular component: Golgi membrane.